GCUUGGAGAUAGAGCUCAAGGUGGACUUCGAGCGCCAGCUCUUCUCUGGCAGGUGCAAGCUGCUUGUGGAGAAGCUGAAUAGCAAGGUGAACCAUGUCUUGCUGGAUGUCUUGGAGCUAAUCAUACACAGCAUCACGGACGCGGAUGGUGAGCCAGUCAAGUGGGAGCUACUAACACCUGAAGGAGCCAGGGCCAAGUUUGGCAAGGCUUUGUUGGUCACUCUGCCUCGGGGCAAAGGGCCAUUCCAUGUCAAUGUGAUCUAUGAGACAACGGAGAAGAGCACUGCCAUCCAAUGGUUAACCAAAGAGCAGACAACUGGCAAAAGGCAGCCACUAUGCUUUACGCAAAGCUGCGCAAUCUGUGGGAGAUCGCUGCUUCCUUGCCAGGACACUCCAUCAGUGAAAGCUCCCUUCUCAAUUCAGGUGACGGUUCCCAAGCCGCUCAUGGCAGUUGCCUCCGGGGAGCCUUCCGGGGAGCCGACAGACGCUGAUGGUCUAUGCACUUUUACCUACGCUCAGGAAGUCCCUGUGAUGUCCUACCUGAUUGCUGUGGUGGUGGGCGAGUUCGAGUCGCGUGAGAUUGGCCGUAAGAGCCGCUGCUACGCUGAGCCAGAGGUUGUAGAGGCAGCCCGCAAGGAGUUUACUGACAUAGUGGAUGAGUUCUUAGAGACUGCGCAGAAGAUUCUGGGCGGCGCGAAAUAUGAGUGGGGCAGCUAUAACGUUGCCGUCUUGCCUUCGUCCUUUGCCUACGGAGGUAUGGAAAACCCAAACUGUACCUUCAUGAGUGCUUCUCUGAUUCCUGGUGACCGCAGCCUCACGCCAACCCUGGCUCAUGAAAUUGUCCACUCCUGGAUUGGAAAUCUCGUGACCAACGCAUACUGGAAAGAUUUUUGGCUGAAUGAAGGCUUCACACGCUACAUCGAGAGGCGGAUAAUGGGCACCUGUGCUGGUAAGCAUCUUCCCUGA
Symbiodinium pilosum is the source of this 965-nucleotide messenger RNA. The record is from the annotation of a GenBank genome assembly. Lineage: Eukaryota; Dinophyceae; Suessiales; Symbiodiniaceae.